UAUUGUAUAUUUCUCACGUAGUGGGCGCUGUUAGUGUUCUAAAAUUCACUGUGGUUCAUGAAUGAACGCUGAAUGUGAAAUUAUUACUUUUUUAUAAUGAAUGAAAAGAACCUGAAGGCUUUUUACAAGGAUUCGCGGUCUUCUGGAUACGUUCAGAACGCCCUGAAUGCUCGUCGUCAUCAAGAUAAGCCGAUACAACAACUUCUGGAGAAGAGAAAAUGGCCUCAAGCUGGUUGGGCUGAUGAUCAGAUUGAGCAUCUACUCCGAGAACUCUCGCAGAUGGACACUAACCGAUUCCCCUUUAUAGCGGGCGUUGGCGAACGUGAAGGGCGAGUGUAUAACAAUUUGGUGUCUAGGCGGCACUUUGGAUUCUCUCAUGGAAUUGGACGUUCUGGUGAUCUUACAGAGGCUCAGCCAAAAGCGAUUGGUUCGACAAUUCUCAACGAUAUUACCAACAGAAUGCUUCUAGAUGUAGUGAAGGUUUCCGGAUUGAAUGCGGCGAAAAAAUGCUUGCUAAUACCAAUGGCAACUGGAAUGACCCUCCUGUACUGUCUCCUUCAGUUUCAGGAGCCAAUAUCACCCACUGGGAAACGUAAGGUACUCUGGUCCCGAAUUGAUCAAAAAUCAUGCUUUAAGGGCAUUAUUUCCGCGGGUUUUGAACCAGUAGUCAUCGAUACUAUAUCUCAGGACGAUAUUCUCAGUACGGAUGUGGAGAAAUUCAAGUACUGGAUUGGAGAAUUGAAAUCGGAUAAUAUUGGCUGUAUUAUAUCCACAACGAGUUGCUUCGCUCCCAGAGGGUGUGAUGAUGUGAUAUCAUUAGCCAAACUUGCAAGAGAACACAAUAUUCCCCACAUUGUGAACAAUGCCUAUGGACUCCAAAGCAGUUUGUGUACCUCCAGAAUUGAGCAAGCUGUGAGGCAGGGCGGCAGAGUGGACUUUGUUGUGCAGAGCACUGAUAAGAACCUCCUCGUCCCUGUUGGAGCUUCCAUAGUUGUGGCUUUUGAGGAGCAGAAGAUAGACGACUUAGCCAAAUGUUACGCUGGCAGAGCAUCCAUCUCUCAAAGUAUUGACAUCUUUAUCACGCUACUCUCCAUGGGCGAGAUGGGCUUCCGGAAGCUUCUGGAUCAACAGAAAGAAUGCUUUGACUUUCUUUUGCAUUCCAUGGAGCGCAUCGCAGAGGAUUUCGGUGAGAGAGUUUUUUACACAUCCCGCGGAAAUCGAAUCUCUAUAGCAUUUAGUCUCUCUAAGUAUAGCGAUAAGCCCGAAUUGGCAAUUGAGAUCGGCUCCAGGCUUUUCCAACGUGGUAUAACUGGGACUCGAGUUGUCGCGCCGGGCAGUUGUAUGACCAUUGGGAGUCAUGUCUUCAAGAAUUGGGGAAGUCACACCAGUGAGCCACCGAAUGUCGCCUACCUAACAGUGGCGGCUGCUCUGGGAUGUCUUCCUGAAGAAAUUGAUAUAUUAAAUAAGAAAUUGCGACUGAUUCUCGAGGAAAUGGAAAAGCAGGCAUCUCAGUAAAGUUGAUGAGCAUAUUUUCCGUCUCAUUGUGUGACGCUUUUUCUCCGCGUUAAAUUCAUUUAUUCAUUUAUCUCUGGAUGGUGGAGUUUUGUCGGAAUAAUUUGAACCGCUCCCAUUUCCUGCUAAAGUUCACAAGCCGAAGAAGACAAAAGUCACAUGGAUGAGAUACUUCGGGCUACAGGCAUUCUAUCUCCUGCUCGCUCUUUCUGAUAUAUGGACUAUACUGCAUAUUGAAAUCAUUUAUUGUUUGCCACUUUAAUGACUUUAGAGAUGAUUCUGUGUGUGAUUUGAGUUUCGCAUGGUUAAUUUCGUUCGCCAGUACCAUCCAUCGAUGGUCAGAGAAGGCGAGAGAGAAAGGCGAUGAAAUGCUGUUAAAAUGUUUUGAAUACGAAUAAUAUUAUUAUUAAUCUUUGAGUAUGUAAAAAAUAAAAGUGAUCUCAGUAUUAUCUCAGCCUUUGCGUGAUUGCUUUAUAUCUACCAUCAGAUCUCUUGUCCUAUUUCUUUUUCAUCCCAUUUUUACUAGCACUUGUAGCUGCUAGAUAAUUAGCAAAAAUAUUCAUCUCUAAAUUUCAAGAAAUAUUUUGCCUCUAGAUACUAAGAAGAUUGAUCUGACUUAGUGGAAAUACAUCUUGUAGCACUUUUACACGCAAUAAUUAUUUAUGCACACAAAUAAAAACGUUAUCGUCGCAAUGACUUUAUUCAAAAUUCUCUGCAGAGUAUAUCAUAUAAGAAAAUACUCAAGUACAAGAAAAACAUACAGAU
Molecule: messenger RNA, 2277 nt
Organism: Phlebotomus argentipes
Lineage: Eukaryota; Metazoa; Arthropoda; Insecta; Diptera; Psychodidae
Product: O-phosphoseryl-tRNA(Sec) selenium transferase
Exons: 2
Coding region: 97-1515 (472 amino acids)
Biological process (GO): selenocysteine incorporation; conversion of seryl-tRNAsec to selenocys-tRNAsec
Molecular function (GO): O-phosphoseryl-tRNA(Sec) selenium transferase activity; tRNA binding
Source: RefSeq, a predicted model, not a curated record